AAGAUAAAACUCAAAUCAAAUAAUAAUAGGUAAAUUAUUGUAGUAGUGUUCGCCAUGAUAUAUUAAAAAUAAUAGAGCAAACCCAUCAUUUUCAAGAAGAGUUUAUCACCACCAGGAAAAGUCUCAAAAACUCCUGAAAAAUUGAAUGAGCCUUGGUAUAAUGAAUCUUUUAUUUAGAUGUUAAAGAAUUCUCCUUAAUAAAUACUGAUCUCAAAGCCUCCAUAAACUGCAGCGUAAUAAAAUAUUCAUUGUACUACUACUGGUGAAGGAAUACCUGUAAUAAUAAAUCAUAUUAAUCAUAGUCCUGCCAAUAUAAAAAAUCUAGAAAUAAUUACUAUGCCCUACUAGAGAGUAUUAACGGAUGCUAGUUAAAUGGUAAAAAAUAUCCACCAUGAAGAAAAAAAUAAUAAUUAUUGCAGGCAAAAUAAUUUUAUUGCUAAAGAGUAAGAGUAGAACUUACAUAAUAACUUUUUGCAAAAAUAAUAUAUACAUGUUGAUCAAAAUAUUGAUACCUCUAAAAUAAAUGACUUUGCCAAAUCACCUUAUAAAAUUAGUAGUCAUGGUUAUUAGCUUAAUUGUUAAUAAUUUUAGUACUCUCCGAGCAAAGUCUAACAAAAGUAAUCCCCAAUUUAAAAAUAAUCUGUAUAAUCAAUAUAAAAUCAUUUUGUAUCUUAAGUUUCUACCACACACCUUAAUUCUCCUGCAGUUAACAUUUCAUCAAUUUAAUCUCCCUAUAUAUCUAACUAUUAAAUUAGCUAAGGUUUAAAUCCUUAAACCUAAUACAUUUAGAUGCUUAACCCUACUUUUAAGGUUGCUCAAUCUCCUAAUUUAUCUCCGACUUCUACUUCCCCUAACUUGAAUAAUUUAAAGACAAAAGAAGACGUUUAAUUUAUUAGAUUAAACACAAAUGAAUAACAAUAAGCCAUAUAAAAUACCUCUAGUAAUAUUAAAGGUAUUCAAGAUUCUUCUCUAAAUAAAAAAUUCGAAACACACUUAAUUGCUACAAAAAAUACUGUUUAAAUGGUGAAAGAUAAUAAAUAAAUAGUUAAUACAUCUUCUCGGAGUCUAUCGCCUACAUAAAAGCCUAAUAUCACAUUUUUAAAUAGUAAACCAAUUAAUUAUGGUUAAAAAACAUCUCCGUUUUAAUUGGACACUUAAUAAGAAAAAGCAAAUUAAAUAGUUUAUAUUAAUAAAAGUGUUGUAAAUAGGAGUGGAUCUGCUGGAAGUAGGCCAAAUGAAUUUUAAAAUCAAUAGUCAUUAUUGAUUCAACAAUAAGUUAACUUGAAUCCCUUAGUUUAAAAUACCUACACAAAUAAUAUUAUAUCUCCCAUAGAACAAAAUAAAAUAAUAUUGACUUAAAACUAUCCAAAACAAAAUAACUUAUUUUCUUCAAAUAUAAACUAAAAUUCUAUGUUCAUUCAGUUAAGCAAUACUCCUGAAAAGUUACCAUAAAAUGUCUUAAAUAUUCCAGGUUAAUUGCCAUCAGAAUAAUAUAGCUAAGUAGAAAAUAGCGAAUCAAUACAUUAUAAAUCUCCAAAUUUGAUUGAAGUUCAUUAAGGCAGUUAAUCAUCAUAUAUCAAACCAAUUGAAUAAGAUAGCUUUAAAUCUUAAAACAGUGAAAAUAUAUUAAAUUAUAUCCAGUUGUAAGCUAAGUAAUUGAAUAUGAGCAAGUAAAAUAACAAUAAUUUGAAUUAUUCUUAGACUGUUUAGUAAAAUUUUAAGACAGAAAUAAAAAAUCCCUAACCAACAAAUUAAGUUAGAUCAGUUAGGUGUAAUAACAAUUUUAGUAAAACUAUUAAUAAUAUAACUAAAACAAAUGAAGCAAUCAAAGAAACACAAUAAUCUAACUCUUCUUUAGUAAUACAAUAAUUAAAUAAGAUGUUUAUUGAUUAAAAGGAUUCAAACAAUUAAAAGUCUAAUAUGAUAAGUCCUUCUCCCAUUACUUACUAGUAGUCAAAUAAAAAAGAUCCCUUUGAAACAGAAAACUACUAAUAAACUUUGGCAAAAUAUUAUCAUAAACCUGAUUAAGCUUCAAAUAAUUCUUAAAAUGAUCAGAAUAAAUUACAAUCAAAUUAAUUCUCUUUAGGAGGAAUCUAAGUUCGGUCGAAUAACUAUGCAAACACAUCCUCAAGCUUAUCAAGUUUUCCUAAAUCCUCAUUAAUCACUGCUAAUUUUAUUGAUUUCUAAUAAAAGCAGAAUUAAGGUAAUGAUCAAGCUAGUAUAUUUGAUGAUGAUUAAGGUAGGUAGAUGAAAAUCAUUUCAUAAAUUUAGUCGAGUUUAAACUUAAAUACCAGCAUAAGUCUCGGUGUGUAGGGAUAAACACAAGAGCAAAUAAACUUCUAUUAAUACUAAAAUAAAAGAAUUUAAGAUUAAAUUGACAAUCAGAAUGCUAUAAGAAACAUGAGAUAAAGUGAAGUUGAAGAGGCUUAAAGUCAGCUUUAAUAAGUAAAAAAUAAUAACACAGAAAAGGCAAUAACAAAAAUUCGCCGCCCAUCAUUUUUCGAGUAUGAUGCAAUUGAUAAUGACCAAAAUAAUUAGUUAGAAUAUUCCUUUAACAAUGGCACAAAUUCAAAUAAAGAUUAGUAGCAAUAAACCCUAAACAUAAUAGACGAAGUAGAAAGAAGAGUUUAAAAUAAAAAAGCAUAGUUGAAUUAUCCGUACACUAUCGACACAAUUAAAGAAGAAGAUUUAUAAUCAAAAAUAGGGACAGUGAACUAAAUUAUAGAGAAAGCAAGUUAAAUCACUCAAUAAGUACAAUGUGAAGGUAUAGAUUUUUCGAUAAAUAACUUAUCAAUGACAACUGAACAAAAGAGUAAUGGAUAGCAAUCUCCUAGCGCCUUUACUCCAUAAUAAAAAAGAAUAGAGCUGGUAUCUGUUUCACCUUCUACAAAUACUGAUAAUGAUUAAACUUAUCUCUAUAGUAAAAAAAGCUUGGAAGAAAAUUGUGAUAAUAGUUUUACUACUAUUAAAAAAAACCAAUAAAAUUUUUACUAAGAAAGUUAACAUAACCAAAGAUUUUAGAGUCCUAUAUAACCUGGAGUACUUUAAAACUUGAAUACUGCCAGCAAGAGCCAUUAAUACUAAAUAGCUUCUCCUAUCAAAGUUUAAAAAAUCAAUUAAAAUAAAAAUGUCUAAUGA
Molecule: messenger RNA, 3138 nt
Organism: Tetrahymena thermophila SB210
Lineage: Eukaryota; Ciliophora; Oligohymenophorea; Hymenostomatida; Tetrahymenidae
Exons: 2
Source: RefSeq, a predicted model, not a curated record